AUGAAAUCUACAGGGUGGGUUUCAAAUAUGUACGAAACAUUAAAAUUUUCAUCAAAAACCACAGAAGAAAUGAAUACAGGCCUAUAUACCAAUCAAAUAAAGCUAGUAGAAUCUGAAAUGUCUCAUUUAACGCACAAUAUUCGAAAGUUAUUUGAUUCUUGCCAUCCUAUCCUUCGUAAUGUUGCAAAUUAUUAUAUUCAAACACAAGGAAAGCAUAUUCGGCCACUUAUUGUUCUUUUGAUAUCAAAAGCAACAAAUCGUGCUCCAAAAAUUGAAAACUGGAAUAACGGAAUGUAUCAUAAAUAUAACAAUCCUAUAUCAUCUACAAAUAUUGUAAACGACAACGAUCCAGAUCAACCGUUAUCUUCAUAUCAAAUCACAAUGGAUACAAUAGAGACUGAUAUUCAUCCAUCUCAAAGAAGACUUGCGGAAAUUACAGAGAUGAUUCAUACAGCAUCUUUACUUCACGAUGACGUUAUUGAUAAUUCCGAAGUCAGAAGAGGUAUGCCAAGUGGAAACCAUGUGUUUGGAAAUAAGAUGGCAAUACUAGCAGGAGAUUAUCUUCUUGGUAGAGCAUCUCUUGCACUUGCUCGUUUAAGAAAUGCAGAAGUAAUUGAACUUUUAGCCACUGUGAUAGCAAAUCUUGUAGAAGGGGAAUUUAUGCAAUUGAAAGGAAUUUUAAAUAAAGAGGAAGGAAAUUGUUUGAUUUUUGACGAUGUUUUAAAUAAUUACUUGAAAAAAACAUACUUAAAAACAGCAAGUCUAAUAGCAAAAAGUUGUAGAGCUAGUGCAUUGCUUGGUGGUUGUACUACUGAAAUAGCAGAUAACGCUUAUCUUUAUGGCAAAAAUCUUGGUCUAGCAUUUCAAUUAACAGAUGACAUGUUAGAUUACACUGUUUCUGAAAAAGCAUUUGGAAAACCAGUAAAUAUGGAUUUAAAACUUGGAUUAGCAACAGCUCCUGUUUUAUUUGCAUGGGAGAAAUACCCUGAGCUAGGCCCUGUUAUAAAACGGAAUUUUUCUAAUACAGGAGAUAUAUAUCGAACUUAUGAAUUGGUCCUAAAGAGCCAUGGAUUACAAAAAACAAAAGAAUUAGCGGAAAAGUUUUCCAGAAAAGCACUAGAUGCUCUUAAUUUAUUUCCAAUGUCACCUUCUCGGCUUGCAUUAGAAGAUUUGACAUGCAAAAUUCUUACUAGGACAAAAUAG
Pneumocystis jirovecii RU7 is the source of this 1203-nucleotide messenger RNA. Its product is annotated as trans-hexaprenyltranstransferase. Gene Ontology annotation, cellular component: transferase complex. The transcript is spliced from 3 exons. Gene Ontology annotation, biological process: isoprenoid biosynthetic process; ubiquinone biosynthetic process. NCBI's taxonomy places the organism in Eukaryota, Fungi, Ascomycota, Pneumocystomycetes, Pneumocystales, Pneumocystaceae. The record is from RefSeq and is a predicted model, not a curated record. Gene Ontology annotation, molecular function: prenyltransferase activity. Bases 1 to 1203 code for a protein of 400 amino acids.